AUGGGUUUGAUUCCCCGUACAGCUGUCACAGGUGGAGCCAACGGUCUUUGUACCACCCCAGCAUGUAUCAAUGUCGCAGACAACAUCCUGGGAGGCAUGGCUUUGAAUCACCAAGCCAUCGAUCCAUGCACUAACUUCGGUGAUUUGGUCUGCGGUAGCUUCGCAUCACAGAACCCAAUCGGACCAGGCAUGCCGUCAGUAAAUAGCCUCAGUGUCGUUGAGGCUAGCACCUAUGCAACUGUACGCAACAUUCUGGAGAAGCCAUACCCGUCCGAAAGUUGGAUCACCGUCAACUUCACCAAGGAGGAAACUGCCAUUGACAAAGAGAACUUUGCCAAGCUUCAGGGUGCUUAUGAUGUUUGUAUGAACUUCACUGCACUUGAGGAGCAGGGCUUGGCUCAGCUUCGCAAUGUGGCCAAGACUGUCGCUGAGAAGUUCCCUGCUACUCCGAUGUAUGGUCGUGGUGUAAACAUGACUUAUGAUCAUGCCGCGUCCAUGGGCGAGACUUUGACUUUCUUUGAGAGCCUUGGUAUCGAGACCACACAAAGAUUCGUGCACAAGCAGCAACCCUCAGAUCCCAGCAAGGUGAUUAUCGGGUUAUUGAACCCCGCUAAGAAUGGUAACCCUACCGAUGUGGAGGUCUUGCCAGAGUGGUUGCUUCAUGCAAGUGACCUACUUCGUGCUGUUCACCCAGCCAACUUGACCAAGUCAAAGUCGUUUUCUUUGAUGGAGUCAGUCGUGUCUUUUCAAGCCCAACUAUCUCUCAAAGAAGGCGAGCAACCGGAUACAGCAACGAAUGCGACCGAUAUCUUCUUGUCCUUGUCAGAACUUCAGAAACUGGCUCCACAGCUCAAUUUCAAGUAUGUCAUCGAGCAACUGGCCCCCAAGAGCAUCGACACUCCAAUGGUAUAUAUGGAAUCCGUAGCCAUCUGGCCUCGUAUUUCAAAGACCAUCUCAAAGACAUCGCCAGAGGUCCUUCAAGCAUUUUUUGUAUGGAGAUCCAUCACUGCUCUUUCAGACUAUGUCGAGUCCCCCGAAACAGAGGCCUGGUAUAGGUUCCAAUUAAAGCAGAUGAAUACAGAUCACGCAAGCCCUGCACCUCGAUGGUCCAAGUGUGUUACGUUCCUUGAUUCCGGUGUUAAAUGGGCAGCCGACGUCGAGGGCAUUGGUCUUACAGGUCUGUCAUGGAUCCUAGGCCGAUUCUUUGCGGAUAAGAAUGUCACGCCCGAGAUGAAAAUUUUCACUUCGGAAAUCAUUGCAAGUCUGGAAGAAGCCUUCAUCUCUCGCGUUCAAACCAGGGAAUGGGCAACAGAUGCGGUUAAACAAGCUGCCAUUGAGAAAGUCCGUGCUAUGGGCAUAAAGAUUGGCUUGCCAACAAGCCCUCUGGCAACUGAUCCGAAAGCCUUGAAGGAAUUCUAUUCCGAUGUGACCAUUACCAAGUCGCACGUACUCAAUGCUUUGACGUUUGCAAGGUCUCGAAUCCACAAGAAUUGGGAGUCACUAGGAAGGCCCUUUGAUAAAGGCCAAAUCUUUCGCCCCAAUCUCGCAGCCAACGCAUAUCACAGCCCUCAGGAGAACGCAAUGGUUAUCCAAUCCGGCAUCAUGCAAGCUCCACUGUUUAGCCCUGAGCACCCAGCUUACCUUGCCUUUGGCGGUAUGGGCAGUAUUGUUGGGCAUGAGAUCACCCACGGGUUCGACGGCACUGGCCACACAUUCGACAAGAACGGUAACCACAGCAGUUGGUUCGACGAAGAGUCUUCUGAGGGCUUUGCACAGGCUUCUCAGUGCUUCAUCAAGCAAUACAGCAACUUUACAGUGACCGAUCCGGAUGGUGAAGAAAAGAAGGUGGAUGGAGAGUUAACCAUGGAUGAAAAUAUUGCUGACGCUGGUGGUAUUCUCGCAGCCUACGCAGCUUGGAAGCAAUACGAAGCCCAGCACGGCAGAAGUAUGGAUCUCCCUGGACUGGCAAGUUACACCCACGAACAGUUGUUCUUCAUCAAAUAUGGACAGAACUGGUGUGAGAAUCUCGGUGCAAACGGCCAGCACGAUGUGGAAGAUACCCACGCUCCGAACGCAGCGAGGGUAGCUUUGACGGUCGAGAAUAGUGUUGACUUCCAGAAGGCUUUCAAUUGUCCUCGCCAGAAGCCUACCUGUGAGCUUUGGUAG
Molecule: messenger RNA, 2166 nt
Organism: Fusarium coffeatum
Lineage: Eukaryota; Fungi; Ascomycota; Sordariomycetes; Hypocreales; Nectriaceae
Exons: 2
Coding region: 1-2166 (721 amino acids)
Biological process (GO): protein processing
Cellular component (GO): plasma membrane
Molecular function (GO): metalloendopeptidase activity
Source: RefSeq, a predicted model, not a curated record